Ricinus communis (castor bean) is the source of this 1508-nucleotide messenger RNA. RefSeq names its product protein trichome birefringence-like 39. Gene Ontology annotation, molecular function: O-acetyltransferase activity. Gene Ontology annotation, cellular component: Golgi apparatus. The coding region runs from base 160 to 1281 and encodes 373 amino acids. The record is from RefSeq and is a predicted model, not a curated record. The transcript is spliced from 5 exons. Lineage: Eukaryota; Viridiplantae; Streptophyta; Magnoliopsida; Malpighiales; Euphorbiaceae.
CCUCUGUUUCCACAUUCCAUGUGAAGUGAAACUUAAAGGACAAAAAAAGAAAACUUGGGUCUACUCUCUCUCUCUCUUACAUUAUAUAAACACUGGUCUCAGACAACUUUUUCUUACCAAACCAAAACAAAAAAAAAUUCUGGUUGGAAACCCAAGAUUAUGGGUUUUUAUUUCUUGUUCUUGAAACCCUUCUUGUUGCUUUUUUUAAUAUCUCUUUCUUCUUCUUCUACAGUUGUAAAAGCUGAUGAGUAUAAUAAUGGUACAGACAGUAAUUUCUUGAUCAGUAGUAGAAGUUCAAGAAAAUUAGCAGCUAACAGCAAAUGCAAUUGGUUUAGAGGAAAAUGGGUUUUUGAUUCUUCUUAUCCUCUUUAUGAUCCUUAUAGUUGUCCUUUCUUAGACAAACAAUUCAACUGCCAAGAAAAUGGUCGUCCUGAUCGUUACUAUCUCAAGUAUAGGUGGCAGCCCUUCUCCUGCAGUCUACCCAGGUUUAAUGGGUUGUAUUUCUUGGAGAAAUGGAGAGGGAAGAAGAUAAUGUUUGUAGGUGAUUCUUUGAGUUUGAACCAAUGGCAAUCUUUGACCUGUAUGCUUCAUUCUUGGGUGCCAAAUUCCAAGUAUUCACUCAUAAGGAAUAAUGGGUUAUCUUCGGUCACUUUUGAGGAUUAUGGAGUGACGAUACUCUUGUAUCGAACACCAUUUCUAGUAGAUGUCGUUAAUGGUAAGGCAGGAAGAAUUUUGAAGCUUGACUCAAUAUACGGUGGCAGGGCAUGGGCAGGCAUGGACAUGUUGAUAUUUAAUACAUGGCAUUGGUGGACUCACACAGGAAGAACCCAACCGUGGGAUUAUAUGCAAGAGGGAAAUAAAUUGUACAAAGAUAUGAACCGUCUAGUUGCUUAUUACAAAGGAUUGACCACUUGGGCUAGAUGGGUCAACCGAAAUGUUGAUCCUUCCAAAACCAAAGUCUUCUUCCAAGGCAUUUCUCCCACUCACUAUGAGGGCAAGGAUUGGAAUGAACCGACAAGGUCAUGUGCUGCAGAGACACAGCCAUUCUUUGGAAUAAGGUACCCAGCAGGAACACCACUGGCAUGGGUUGUUGUGAACAAAGUAUUGAGCAGAAUCAAGAAACCAGUCUACUUACUAGACGUGACUACCCUUUCAGAAUACAGAAAGGAUGCUCAUCCGUCAGCUUACAGCAGGGAUCGUAACACAGAUUGUAGCCAUUGGUGUCUGCCUGGAUUGCCUGAUACUUGGAACGAACUUUUGUAUGCAGCUCUCUUUAGUUAACAUUCUUACAGUCAGGAUUAAUAAUCUUGUAAGGUAGUUGAUUUUUCUUCUAAAAAGAAGUCAUUAUUUCGAUGAUAGGAUUUUAUGCUUUUUGCUCUGUUAUUUUUGAUUUUUCAUGUGCAAAUGGGCAAUAAGGGGGUGGGGUUGAUGCUUGAACUGUAAAUUUCAGAUUGUUUUCCAUGGCAAUGCAGAACCCUCUAAACUGGAAAGGUUUUUGAGUUUGGACA